This is a messenger RNA of Daldinia vernicosa, 864 nucleotides long. Its product is annotated as copper transport protein ctr4. Gene Ontology annotation, cellular component: membrane. The record is from RefSeq and is a predicted model, not a curated record. Gene Ontology annotation, biological process: copper ion transmembrane transport. The transcript is spliced from 3 exons. NCBI's taxonomy places the organism in Eukaryota, Fungi, Ascomycota, Sordariomycetes, Xylariales, Hypoxylaceae. Bases 240 to 803 code for a protein of 187 amino acids. Gene Ontology annotation, molecular function: copper ion transmembrane transporter activity.
CUUAUACUCUCAUUUUAUCAGAUAUCGUCAUCUUUCUAUAUCGAGCGGGUCGUCAAGUCUUGGAAAACCGGCAGCAUAAUAAAGGCAUCAGUGCUCCUACAUCCUAAAACUUGAGUCUUCGCAGGCCAAAAUUCCUCGUCCCGGGUCCAAUUGCAGGCUGAUUCCCGUGUCAUCUUCCGAGCGCACCCAACGGGAAGGUUGUUACUAAUUUUGCCGGCGCAUCUAAAUUAACCGCCAACAUGGAUCACAGCCAUAUGGAUACGGGGAGUAGCAACGCUACGUGCACACAUGCGAUGGCAUGGAACUGGAAUGUUAUUGGCACUUGCCUCCUUGCUGAAUCAUGGCGCAUUGAAAACGAAGGGACCUUUGCAGCUUCGUGUAUCGGCGUUUUUAUUCUCGUCAUAUGCCUAGAGUUCCUCCGCCGGAUAGGAAAGGAAUAUGACAGCUUUAUACUACGGCAGUUCCAGCAGCAUCUAGCGGCGGAAGCGCGCGCAUCCAAAGCGGAAGAUUCAUGCUGUUCCGAGGCGCCGGCCCCGGGGCCACAAGUCGUCACGUUUAGGGCAACGCCCGUACAGCAGCUAAUCCGUUCUGUCAUACACGCGUUUGCGUUCGGUGCCGCAUAUAUACUCAUGCUAAUAGCCAUGUCAUAUAACGGCUACAUCAUAAUAAGCAUCAUUAUCGGCGCUGGCGUUGGAAAGUUUUUAUGCGAUUGGAUGAUCGCUAAGGUCGUGAUCGGAAAUGAAUCCCAAUCAGAUAAAGGGACCAGCAGCGGCCUGGAAGAGGCGUCCGUAUGCUGUGGUUAAUGUCAGAUUUACGUUUAGAUACCCAUCGUGUAGUUUUUGGUUCAGGUUUGCUCAGAUAAUA